Messenger RNA from Balaenoptera acutorostrata (minke whale), 2921 nucleotides. RefSeq names its product cerebellar degeneration related 1. Lineage: Eukaryota; Metazoa; Chordata; Mammalia; Artiodactyla; Balaenopteridae. The record is from RefSeq and is a predicted model, not a curated record. The transcript has a single exon.
UGGGAAGACUAAUUUUGAAAACGUCUGGACCUGGGGAAAGGUCGGAAGGCCUGGACUAUGGAACAUGUUAAAAUACCUGGAUAUCGUAGACACUGGAAGACCUGAAUGUUAGAAGACCGGUACACUGGAGACGCUGGAAGACGUGGAUAUUGAGCCUGCUUUUGGAAGACUGAGUAGUUGUUUGGAAGACAUGGAGAUGCUGGAAGACGUGGAGAUGUUGGAAGACGUGGAGAUGCUGGAAGACACAGAGAUGCUGGAAGACGAGCAGAUGCUGGAAGCCCUGGAGAUGCUGGAAGACCUGGAGAUGUAGGAAGACAUGGAUUUUCUGGAAGACAUGGUUUUUUUGGAAGAUGUGGAUUUUCUGGAAGACACCCCUUUGUUGGAAGACAUGGAUUUUCUGGAAGACGCACCUUUUUUGGAAGACGUGAAUUUUCUGGAAGACACACCUUUGUUGGAAGACGUGGAUUUUCUGGAAGACACGGCUUUGUUGGAAGACGUGGAUUUUCUGGAAGAUGCCGCUUUGUUGGAAGACAUGGAUUUUCUGGAAGACGCACCUUUGUUGGAAGACAUGGAUUUUCUGGAAGACGUGGAUUUUCUGGAAGACAUGGGUAGGUUGGAAGACAUGAAUUUGAUGGAAGACACAGUUUUGUUGGAAGACAAGGAUUUGCUGGAAGACAUGGAUUUCCUGGAAGACGUGGAUUUUCUGGAAGCCAUGGAUUUGAUGGAAGACAUGGAUUUUCUGGAAGACUUGGAUAGGCUGGAAGACCUGGAGGUCAUUGGAAGACAUGGAUUUCCUGGAAGACAUGGCUUUUCUGGAAGACAUCAAUUUUCAGGAAGACCCGAAUUGUCCGGAAGACCUGGAUUAUUUGGAAGACAUAGAUUUGCUGGAAGACUUGGAAGUUACUGGAAGACAUGAAUUUUCUGGAAGACGUUAAUCUCUAGGAAGACAUAAGUUUGCUGGAAGACCUGAAUUUAGUGGAAGACAUGAAUUUUCUGGAAGACGUGGCUUUAUUGGAAGACCUGGAUUUAGUGGAAGACAUAGAUUUUGUCUGGAAGACGUGGAUUGAUUGGAAGACUGGAUUUGGUGGAAGACAUGGAUUUUUCUGGAAGAUCUGGAUUUGGUGGAAGACGUGGAUUUUUCUGGAAGACGUGGACUGAGAGGAAGACCUGGAUUUCUUUCUGGAAGACUUGGAUUUUUACGGAAGACGUAAAUUAGCUGGAAGACUUGGAUCUGGUGGAAGACAUAGAUUUUUCUGGAAGACGUGGAUUGGCUGGAAGACUUGAAAUUGUUGGAAGACAUGGAUUUUCCUGGAAGAUACGGAUUUUGUGGAAGACUUAUAAUUGCUGGAAGACUGGAUUUGCUGGAAGACAUGGACUGUCUGGAAGACGUGGAUUUUCUGGAAGACUGGGUUAGCUGGAAGACCUUGAUGUUGUUGGAAGACUUGGAAUUAGUUGGAAGACUUGGAGUUGCUGGAAGACUUGGAGUCGUUGGAAGACCUUGACACUGGCGCCAUUGGAAACCCUGGACAUUGGAGACAUUGGAAGCACAGGAUGUUGGAGACAUUGGAAGCCUUAGAUUUUGAGGACAUUCGUUAUUCUGGACAUUGGAGACUUUGGAGGCCCUGAGUGUUGGAAUUAAUGGAUAUGGAAGCCAUGGAUACUGGAAGCCCUGAACACUAGAGACAUUGUAAGUCCUGUACCUUGGAAGCCCUAAACAUUGGAAGGUAUGGACAGUAGAAGACCUAGACAUUUAGAAAUCUUAAAUCAGAAUCCCUGGAUAUUGGGAGACACUAGAAAACCUGGAUAUUGACAUAUUCAUGUUAAAAGACAUAGAAUUUGGAAGAUGUACUUUUCAUGAUGCUGGAAGUCAAAAGUGUUGGCAGCCCUGAACAUUAGGACACCUGGACACUAAAAGAUCAGGAUAUUAAGAGAGACCUAGUUAUUCAGACACUGGGGAUGUUGGAACACCUGAAUGUUAGAAGACCAGGCUCUUGGAGAUAUUGAAAGACUUGGGCAUUAGAGGAACUUGUGAUGACAAGACAUUGUAAAAUCAGGAUUUAGAAGAUACUAUAAAUUGUAGGAACUGAAUUAUUUAUGUGCUGGAAGAUAUUAGAAGAGCUAGACUUGGACACAAUGAAAUAAAUGGACUCUAGAAGACCUGUAACUAGGAGGCAUUGGAGGAUUGGGAACAUAGAAAAAUUGGAAGUUAGAACUCUGGCCCCUGAAAGACAAGACCUGGAACUUGAAGAUUGAUUUUUGGAGUUAUUAGAAGACCCAGACUUUUAAUGACUCUGAUAUUGAGGAGACUAAAGACAUUAGCACUGGAGAUGCUGCAAGCCAGAGAGUAGAAGAGAUGGAUAUUGUAACAUUUAGAAGAUCUGGCAAUUGGAGAUAUCAGAAGCUAUGUAGCUCAGAAGACCUGAUAUUAGAGACACUGAAGAAUUGAAAGGCCUAAUCUUAGAGCUAUUGGAAGGUCAUGUUGAAAAAUAUUGGCAAUGUUGAAAGACUAUCAUAUUAGGACCUGAUGUAACAUUAAAAGACAUAAUAAGGCUACUCAGUCUUUAUGACUAUGGCAUCUCUUUCACUAAAAAGUAAAACACAGAGAAAGGACUUCUUAGGAAGAUGACAAAGAGGAAGCAGGGAAAUUCAAUUAAAAGUGAGUAGUUUCAGUGGAUUGGAACCUACUUCAUAGUCUCAACGAACUGGGAUUCUGGGGGUAUAUUGAUUGACAGCAUGAGGAAUGAGGAAUUAUCAAAGAAUAAGCAACAACAUGGCAGGGGAACUACUUGACUUCGGGUCAGGGGUCAGCAAAAGUUUUCUGUAAAGGAUCAGAUAGUAAAUAUUUAAGGUUUUGCAGGCCAUAUGGUUUCUGUUGCAAAUACUCAACUCUGCCAUUGUAGUGCAGCCUUAGACAAUACGUA